This is a messenger RNA of Staurois parvus, 846 nucleotides long. NCBI's taxonomy places the organism in Eukaryota, Metazoa, Chordata, Amphibia, Anura, Ranidae. The record is from the annotation of a GenBank genome assembly.
AUGGUGCUCUCCAGUUCCCAGCACAUCCUCCUGGCAGUGUCCCUGGCACUGUGCCUGUGCUUCCUAGUGCCCAGAAUGAUAGGAGGGGGAGGGGAGGCGGCCAAGAAAGAUCCCAGGAGGAUGGCACAUCCCUACCGCGGACACUCAGAGAGUCCUGCUAAAAGGAACAGGCAUCGGGCUGGAUCAGAAAAGGGCUUUGCUAACGCGGAUCAUAUUAAAAGUGCAAUGGAACAAGAGCUGAAGUCAGAGAGGACAGGGGAAAGUCGAAGCAUGGCAUUCGCUCUUAUGCCCCUGUAUGCCGUGGGAGUGGCACUUUUUGCAGCUUACAAAUUUACUAAAAUUAAAUCAAAUGAAAACAGUAGAUCUAAAUCACAGGAUGAAGAAGCUAAAAAGGCAAAAGAGACAGAGAAUCAGCUUAUGGAGCUAGAACAACACCUUUCACAAACCGAGCAAAUGUUAAAUUCUGUACUCAAACAACUGGACCCACUAUCCAAUUGUGUGAAUACAUUGGCUGUUGAGCAGAAAAGUGAAAUUAUGAAUCAGCUGCAAUAUAUCAGGCAGUUAAUGAAGAAAAGUGGAAUGGAUAAAGCAUCUCUUCGUAAUCCAGCUAACCAAACCUGUGAUAAUACCCUUGAAGACCUUAUUCAUUCAUUUGCGGCUCAACAGUCAGAGGUCCAUGAAAACAAUGUAGAAAGUAAAAGUGAGGAAUCGCUACUCAACACGAUGGACACAGAUGUAACUGCACACAAUCCUGUUACAGGAGAGUCAUCUUUGAAUGAUGUUUGUGAAGGAGAAGAUGGUUCUGAUGCAACCCUUUCUGAAGGGUUAAGGAAGCGCAAUGUCUAG